AUGACAGAAGAAGCUCAUCCAACCUAUCUAUCGCCCAGUGAGCUGGGCACAAAAGACUAUUGGGAAACAUACUACGCCCGCACGCUCGCGCACAUCUCCAACCCCACCGCAACAGAAGAGCAGGAAAAAGAACAAGAAAACGCUCACGAUGAGACCGCCCAUGACGAAGAUUCAGAUGCAGACUCCGUCAAUGACGAGGAUGACCCCGGCACCUCCUGGUUCUCUGAACAUAAUGCCCCGGAAAAAGUGCUCCGUUUCCUGACGCGCUCGUCCUUCCCUCUCUCCCCGCGAGCCACGCGCGGGUCUGCGCAACCGAGUGUUCUUGACCUGGGAACGGGAAAUGGAAGCAUGCUUGCCCUCUUGAGGAAAAAGGGUGGGUUCCGGGGAGAGCUGGUUGGGGUGGAUUAUUCGGCGCAGAGCGUUUGGUUGGCGAGGGAGUUACAGCGGACGAGGGGCCAUUCGGCUUAUCAUACUGAUUCCGAGGAUGAGGAGGAUUCUGAUGAAGAUGCAGGUGGUGAUAGGACGGGAGACUUGAGUUCAGAAAAUGCUCUUGUCGAGCCUCGUGAGAUUCAAUUUGAGGAAUGGGAUAUUCUCGGUUCCAAGGCUGUUCUCUCCCCAUUUGGGACAGAGGUCUCGCCCGCUGAUACGGAUGAGACGCUUUCGUGGUUUCCGUAUGCUCGCGGUGGAUUUGAUAUCGUGCUUGAUAAGGGGACUUUCGAUGCUAUCUCCUUGGCUGGGGAUGCGAAGGAUACCCAAGUUUGUGAGCGGUAUCCUGGUAUUGUGCGCCGGUUGAUUCGGACUGGAGGGUUCUUGAUUGUAACGAGUUGCAAUUGGACGGAGGAGGAGCUUGUGCAUUGGUUUACGGCUGCCGAGGGUUCUGACCGGUUUAUUGUCUGGGGCAGGGUUGAGUACCCCCGGUUUAGAUUUGGGGGACAGGAAGGACAGGGUGUGUGUACAGUCUGCUUCCAGAGAGUUGUGUCUUAG
Penicillium waksmanii is the source of this 984-nucleotide messenger RNA. RefSeq names its product putative S-adenosylmethionine-dependent methyltransferase. Gene Ontology annotation, biological process: peptidyl-lysine dimethylation; peptidyl-lysine monomethylation. Gene Ontology annotation, molecular function: protein-lysine N-methyltransferase activity. Bases 1 to 984 code for a protein of 327 amino acids. Gene Ontology annotation, cellular component: cytoplasm. The record is from RefSeq and is a predicted model, not a curated record. The transcript has 2 exons. NCBI's taxonomy places the organism in Eukaryota, Fungi, Ascomycota, Eurotiomycetes, Eurotiales, Aspergillaceae.